Phodopus roborovskii (desert hamster) is the source of this 945-nucleotide messenger RNA. RefSeq names its product olfactory receptor 9A4. NCBI's taxonomy places the organism in Eukaryota, Metazoa, Chordata, Mammalia, Rodentia, Cricetidae. Gene Ontology annotation, molecular function: G protein-coupled receptor activity; olfactory receptor activity. Gene Ontology annotation, cellular component: membrane. The record is from RefSeq and is a predicted model, not a curated record. Gene Ontology annotation, biological process: G protein-coupled receptor signaling pathway.
AUGCCGGGGAAUUACACCAGUGCCACUGAAUUUUAUCUUGUUGGUUUCCCUGGCUCUAAAAAACUACACCUCAUCCUUUUCGCUACCUUCUGCUUCUUCUACUUAGUGUCUUUAGUGGGCAACACAGUCAUCAUCGUAAUCGUCUGUGCUGACAAACGUCUUAAGUCGUCCAUGUAUUUCUUCCUUGCUCACCUCUCCAUUCUUGAGAUCCUGCUCACAACCAUUAUUGUUCCCGUGAUGCUGUGGGGGCUGCUGCUCCCUGGGAUGCAGGCGGUAUCUCUGGCUGGAUGUGUUACACAACUCUUUCUGCAACUUUCCCUGGGGACCACAGAGUUUUCAUUGCUGGGAGUGAUGGCUGUGGAUCGUUAUGAGGCUGUUUGCAACCCUUUGAGAUACAUUUGCAACCCUUUGAGAUACAAUGUCAUCAUGAACAGUCAUACCUGUAACUCUGAGGUAAUUGUAUCUUGGGUGUUUGUCCUUUAUCAAAUCUGGCCCGUUUAUGCUACAUUUCACCUUACCUACUGCAAAUCAAAUGUUGUGGACAUUUUCUUCUGUGACAGGGGGCAGUUGCUCAGAUUACCCUGCGAUAAUACUAUUUUCAUAGAGUUUGUCCUCUUUGUAAUGGCUGUUUUUGUUCUUUUUGGUUCUCUGAUCCCCACAAUGGUCUCCUACACCUACAUCAUCUCCACCAUCCUCAAGAUCCCCUCAGCCUCUGGCCGGAGGAAAGCCUUCUCCACCUGUGCUUCCCACUUCACCUUUGUUAUCAUUGGUUACGGCAGCUGCUUGUUCCUCUAUGUGAAACCCAAGCAAACGCAGGCGCUAAGACACAGGGUGGUUUCUCUGAUGAUUUCCAUCAUAACUCCUUUCCUCAACCCCCGUAAUGACAAAGUCAUAGAAGCCCUUCGGGAUGGCGUGAAACGCUGCUACCAGUUAUUCAAGAGCUAG